Megalopta genalis is the source of this 3065-nucleotide messenger RNA. RefSeq names its product ubiquitin carboxyl-terminal hydrolase CYLD (gene CYLD). The record is from RefSeq and is a predicted model, not a curated record. Gene Ontology annotation, biological process: protein deubiquitination. Lineage: Eukaryota; Metazoa; Arthropoda; Insecta; Hymenoptera; Halictidae. Gene Ontology annotation, molecular function: cysteine-type deubiquitinase activity.
UCUUGUGAACUAAGUUACUAUAAAACUUGACAGCCAAAGCAAAGGGGCAGAGGGCACAAGUGCAAUAAGGGCGCAAGGUUAUUUCAAUUUCUUUUUGCCUAUGUCAUCUCAAUAAAUUUUGCAUUUGAAAUAGGAAAAACAAGAAUGUGUACUCUUUUAUUAAGGCGAGUUUCGGGAAGAAUGGUUCGCUAACAUUUAAAUGAUACUAAUUUGAUUACCCCAAUGUCCGAGUGUGUCCAUGACCAAUAUUUCCCCGUAUAAUUCAACUGGCAGUACAUUACACCAAUUUCGUGAACAAGAUGAGUACCACGAGAUCCUUUUUUGUGAUCUCUACGUCUUAAAAAAGAAGCUGCACGAUGCUAGAGGUAAAUGUUGUAUCUUAUCCAUGCGGUCAGCGCACAUCGCAAUUGACAGAGUCGCUUCAUCGAGAUGAUCGUGCGUAAUUAAUCAUGGAAAAGCGGAAUGCUUCCAGCAAGGAUGACCGCCAGGUCCUCCAGCAUUAUGUUGCCAAACAAAACACUAUUCUGAUGCGUAUAUCCGGAGAAUGUGACACAAAUGUCAAUACGUUACGUCUUGGUAUGCUAGCAGAAGCGGUUGAGGAUUUAGGGGGAGAUGGUCUUAGAGUACGUGUUACUGACACAUCGGGAUCAGAAGUUUGGCGUGGUACAGAAUGGCGAUGUCACAGAUUCGAUUUGAUCCCUGUAUCACCAGAGGUAUGGAAGUUUCUUCCAGCGGUAACUGUGCCUGAGGAGAGGAUUCGUUUGGCUAAUCACAAGCAAUUAUGCAAAGAAUUGAUGAGUCUAAUGAUAGAUGAUACCGUUUGGUACUGUCCUGAUCCCCAAGGAUAUACCAAGUUUCUGGCUCUAAUUAAAUACAUAGGACUUGUACCUCAACUUGGUCCAGGACAUUAUUUUGGUCUUGACUUAUUGGAAGGAAAAGAAUCAUCCAAGACAGCUUUGCUAAGUAAAGAGUAUUUUGUGUCCACUCAUUCGGAAGGGAGGUUUGCUACAUUGAGCCACAUUUUUCCAUUGAAGCCCGAAGGUCCUACCGGUCUUGGAAAUGCAGAUAAAAAUCCUUUUUUAAAGACAGACAUAGGAAACAAUCACACAAAUGACAAAAAAAAGUCUGUAUUGGACACUACACCAUCUGUUCUUUUGGAGAGAUUUACUACCUAUGACGAUAACAAAAACAAUAACAGAGAUCAACGAUCUAUGUCAAAGGAAUACCUUCAAUCAACGAAAUCAAUACCACUUGAAAAUGAUAGUAACGUAACUAAAAACACAAAUGUCCAUUCGUACACGCAAUCUGGCAGUACACCAGAAAAAAAUGAAAAUAAAAAGUUCGGACGAAUGGAAAAUUCAGAUUUAAUUGUUGGUUCCAACGUAAAAGUGAUUUUGGAUUCCGAUGUGCACUAUGGUGUCAUUCGUUGGAUAGGAACACCGCCUGGUAUUACUCCUAGUAAAUUAAUGGCAGCUGUAGAACUGGAUAAUAGUCAUCCUUCUGGGACUGAUGGAACAUAUAAAGACGUUAGGUAUUUUCAUUGUCGGCCUUACAGGGCAAUUUUCAAAGAUCUUGACCAAUGUUCCCGCUACGAUGGAAUGGUUGCAAAAAGUGAAGACCCAAUGUCACCGAUAAACAUGGACAAUUUUGGAAAUAUUGAGAGUUCUGUGAUAAUUGGAAUGGUGCGACCCAUUUCUGUUAAAGGAAAUCUGGAAAGUAUUUGUGGAAAGUACAGAGGAAUUCAAGGUCAUCACAAUUCAUGUUAUUUGGAUGCCACUCUUUUCAGCAUGUUUACGUUUACUAGCGUUUUUGAUAAUCUUUUAUUUAGACCACCCAAUGAGAAAGACUGUCCACAAUAUGAAGAGGUGCAAAGAGUAUUGCGUGAAGAAAUAGUAAAUCCGCUCAGAAAAAAUAUGUUUGUUAGAGCAGAUCACGUAAUGAAACUUCGGACAUUGCUUGAAAAGCUUUCAUCGGUGUCCGGUUUAACCAGCGAGGAAAAAGAUCCUGAAGAAUUUUUAACUUCUCUGGUUGCCCAAAUUUUGAACGCUGAGCCAUUUCUCAAAUUGAGUUCUGGUCAGGACGCGUAUCAUUAUCAACUCUUCGUCGAAAAAGAUGACCAUUUGAACCUUCCGACGGUACAACAAUUACUAGAACAAAGUUUUUUAACAAGUAACAUCCGAUUGAAAGAAGUACCAUCCUGUCUUAUCAUUCAAAUGCCUAGAUUUGGAAAAUCGUUUAAAAUGUACCAAAAAAUCCAACCGACACUAUUGCUGGACGUUACAGAUAUAAUUGAAGAUUCUCCCAGACAAUGCACAGUUUGUGGCAAAUUAGCAGAAUUUGAAUGCAAGGAAUGUUACGGACAAUGCGGCGUUGGACUCGAGAGUAUUGCUUUUUGUUUACAAUGUUUGGAAAAGGUGCAUCAGCAUGAACGAAGGACGAAUCAUGAACCGAAGAAGCUCGUGGUACCAAUGGAAUUUGAUAUUUUGCAAGAACAUUGCCCUGUUCCAAGAUUGUACCUAGAAUUAUCUGCAGUCGUUUGUAUCGAAACGUCGCAUUAUGUUUGCUUUGUAAAAUGUGGUUCUGGAUCGGAGGCGCCGUGGUGUUUCUUUGAUUCCAUGGCUGAUAGAAAAGGAGAACAAAAUGGCUACAACAUACCUGAGAUGGUUCCAUGCCCAGAUUUCCCAUAUUGGCUGAGCGAAGAAGGUGGAAACUACCUGACUGAAUUAACAGAUGAUCGUCAUUUACCUGAGCAUGCAAAACGACUCUUGUGCGACGCCUAUAUGUGCAUGUAUCAAUCACCAGACGUUAUGAUGUACAAAUAAGUUGAGUUGCCUAGUAAUUUAGGUAAGUUAGGCUUCAAAUUACUACCCAACGAAUUCAAGCAUAAUAUUUGUGCUGAUUAGUUGUAGUCUAAUUUGCACAAACCAAUGCGAAUUUUAUUUGUGAAAAUAAUGAAAGACAUGGAUGGUGUAAACGUGAAUUAUAUUUAUUCAUAAACUUUAUUUAAAUGACGAUGAUAAACGUGUAGUCCUAAAGGAACUAAAGUUACUAGUACGUUACAGAAA